This is a messenger RNA of Folsomia candida, 1307 nucleotides long. RefSeq names its product probable 39S ribosomal protein L45, mitochondrial (gene mRpL45). Gene Ontology annotation, cellular component: mitochondrion. The record is from RefSeq and is a predicted model, not a curated record. The transcript has 5 exons. The coding region runs from base 199 to 1134 and encodes 311 amino acids. NCBI's taxonomy places the organism in Eukaryota, Metazoa, Arthropoda, Collembola, Entomobryomorpha, Isotomidae.
CAAUUCACAGCCGGCAACAAUACAAGUGAGCAAAGUUGAUCAAGCAACAAAGUUUCAUUUUGUCUUCUUGAUUCAUAAAUCAAAAUACGAAAUAACGUAACAUUUAGAAAUAUCAUGUAGAUUUUUCGUUGAUAGUAUUUCAAAAUUUUAUAAAGUGUAGCAUCAAACAACAACAAACUAAGGACUUCAGGUGACACAAUGGCACUACGAAAUCUUUUGCAAAAUUAUUGCAAAGGUGUAAUGUUACAGAACCAAAUUUAUCAGACUAAUCUGCCUUCUAUAUUUUGGGGAUGCAAUCAUAAACAAGUUCGUUAUAAGAGACAAAAUAACAAACAUUGGCUGCCCAAAUGGAGAGGGUUUCGUCGAUUGAAGAUGAUUAAAGUUGAGUUGCCCGACUUUGAGGAACUGGAGAAGAACAAACACCUGUCGCCGGAAGAAAUGCGAAGCAAGAUGAAGGAAAAGGGGCUCGCCCCAGGAAGACCUUGGAUGGAGAGACCCUUUGAAAUCUCAUCAACUGGGGAUAUUUUUGAGCCAUAUGUCCCCCCAGAGGGUGAUGGAAAAGCCUCAGCCAUUAGUAAAGAGGGAGCCAAACAAUCUGCCGAAAUGGUGAGCAAGAAGAGCAAGUCGUGGCUAGCGUUUAGAAAAAUAAGACAGUUUGACGAAGAUUUUGCCCAUCAAGAGUUUCUACGAGGGGCUGAAGAAAUUUAUCUUAAUGUUCACAAAGCAGUUGCUGCUAAUGAUAAGCACUUGCUAAGAACACUAGUCACGGAACGAGCGUAUCCUGAAGUUAUCUACAAUAUGAAAUAUAAAACCAUCCAUUGGAAAUUCUUAGAAUCCGUCGAGCCCCCAAAGGUUGUUCAUGCAAGAUGUACAAACGUAAUAACAAAAGAAAAUAUUUUCGCACAAGUGACUUGUAGAUUUUUUACUAAACAGAUUUUGGCGGUGUAUGACCGAUUUGGACGUCUUUCUCACGGAAGUGAAGUCAUUUCCAAAGAUGUUUUGGAAUACGUUGUGUUCGAAAAACAUCUUGCAAAUGAGUAUGGAGUAUGGAGAGUCCAUGCAAAAAUCAUCCCUCCAUGGCUGACUCGUGAAAAUGACACUCCUAGAACAUUUGUGGCUGCUGCUAAUUAUUAGCAAAUAAAGCUGCUAAUUAUUCAAUUGGUGACACAGAUUUUGUUCUUUUUUGUAAUGACUACUAGCAGAAAUAAAUAGCAAUCUAACAAAUCCACGCGUCAUGCAUUCCUACAAUAUCAAGUCAAUUUGUAUGAUGUCAUUUGUGAAUAUAGACUAUACCUAUUAUAAAUUAA